Messenger RNA from Drosophila montana, 1658 nucleotides. RefSeq lists its product as uncharacterized. The coding region runs from base 395 to 1402 and encodes 335 amino acids. The transcript is spliced from 4 exons. Lineage: Eukaryota; Metazoa; Arthropoda; Insecta; Diptera; Drosophilidae. The record is from RefSeq and is a predicted model, not a curated record.
ACAAACAGUUUCAAUUGUCUCAACCUAACAGUAGGAUAGAUAUUACACAAUAAUUUUACAAAAAUAUAGCAACGAUUUUCUAUAUAUUUUGUAAUUUAGAGGGAGGGAGACAUAUGCAAGGAAAGGCUCAAGACGCAAGACUUAAGGAUUUCGUCACGCACACUAAACGAAACCCGUUUUAAGUAGGUGAGCAAGAAAUUCCGCAGCUGCAGCCGCAACCCUUAAGCCUGGCGGGCCUUAACCUAAGCGUUAGCUCAAGCCGCCGGGAUACCAAGGAGCUGGACAGGAUAAGGCGAAACAGACAGUGAGCAGAUAAGUAGCUGAGCCGCAGUAAAGUCAAGCAGACUUGUGUUAUACACUAACCGGGAGGUUUUUUUUAUAGAUAUUUUAUGUCAUGGACAAAAAACUGAGCUUACAGGACUAUGAUGCAUUCUAUAAGAGUGCCCUGUUGGCCCGUCAACAUGUCUAUUUGAAUGUACCGAAUACAAUUGGUAGAUUGGAUGAAUACCAGCAGAUAUGUCGAGUGUGCGGCUGCCCCAACGAUGGUCAUUUUGUUGAUCUGGAUAAGUAUCAGGAGUUCGAGUUCGAGCCUUCGAUAUGCAGCUACCGUAUGCUCUUUCAGCGCGCCUCGUUGCAGUUUCAAUUCCAUACCAUGCCCGAUCUGCCGGCCUGCAUUUGCGGCACGUGCGCGUACAAGGCGAAAAUAUUUUUUCUGCUCACGCGUCAGUUUCUGAUCGGGCAGCAGGUAAUGCGCGGAGCCGUCACCGAUUUUUACCGGGAUAACUAUGGCAUCGAGCCGCCCGAGCAGAUGGAGGAUCUCCUGCAGCUACGCAAGCAGCUGGCACUCAUACCCAAAGGCAGAACAGCGCCCUUUAAGGCAAAAACCAACAAGGAACUGAUCAGAGCCUGCGGCGGCAAGCGUCCAGACAAAUUGAAGCGUUCAGCUUCCGAGGAUAGUCGCUUAAAUGCAGUAACUGGUACUUUUAAUAUGCGUGCGAAUGACCAGCCGAGCAAUAUGACAAGUCGCCGCAAACCCAACAUGAAUUGUCAGCUGACACGAUCAACUGUCAAUUUGCGACAUCAGCCGAACAAGAGUCCCAGUCCAGUUAAGAAGGUGCCGCCCAUCCAACAGGGAUCAGUCAUAGCAGUGCCGCGCAUUCAGACGCAACGCAGGGAACGAAAUGUGACCCUUAGGGGAAGCGGGCAAACGGAAUGCAUUGUAACUCCGCGGGUGACAGCUAAAUUCGGUCGGAUCGAGGAGCCGCUUCAUAAAACUCAUGUAGCACAUACCAAAUUACCGGAGAUCUGUAAAGCGGAGGUUGCAGCACAAAAACCAAAUGUGCCGCCAUCGAAGGCUCAGUUGCAGAAAAAGCUUCAGGAUCGACGGAAACAAUGGCGUUAAAUCUGACCCGGCUUUAUUCUAAUCGAUCGCAGUUUCAAUUCAUAUUUUCUUUUCUUUUUUUUUUUGGGUGAGUUGUAGUGUUGUUCGGCUUGGAUUUCGAUUUAAACCAUCUUGAAAUUAUUCACUUUUAAAUUCACGUAUUUCACCAAUUUGUGAGGGUUGCCGCAGCGCUGAACCAGAAACAAAGCGAGGCACCAAAAUAGGUCAAAAUAAAUAUAAACUGUUAAAGCCAAAGAACACGUUAAAUUUCUAGGAA